Molecule: messenger RNA, 1601 nt
Organism: Diceros bicornis minor
Lineage: Eukaryota; Metazoa; Chordata; Mammalia; Perissodactyla; Rhinocerotidae
Gene: C39H6orf118
Product: chromosome 39 C6orf118 homolog
Exons: 10
Coding region: 1-1473 (490 amino acids)
Source: RefSeq, a predicted model, not a curated record
AUGGCUGAGGACUUGGAGCCUGAAUUCUACCUAAGGUGGAAACACUGUGAGACGCGAGGUGUUAAGACUUUGUGCAAUCUAACGAAACUUCUGAACAAACUUCAGAGAGACCACAGAGAUGAUGUCUACCUUUACACCUCUGGACACCUGAAUCCCAACAAGCUCUACAGGCCAACUGAGACCAUCUUGCAUCACUGGCCCAAUGCCAAUAGGCCAAAAGAGGAAAGAAUCUUUGGAGUGGAAAAGCCAUCUGAUAAGAAGAUUGCAAAGAUGAAGGAUGCUUUGGCUUAUUUUACCAUCAACACAGCUCUGGGUCCAAAUGAUACCCAGAACACUCCACUCUUCAGGUAUUUGAACCCACUGACAUGCACUUCCCGUAGUUCAGAAGAGGAUCUCAUUCUAAAGAUGGCUCUGAGAGAGGAGGGUUCUCCUGAAGAGCGAAAGAGAGAAGAACUAAGAUUGCCGGAGAUGAAAGUUCUGAAAUACAAAACAAUCAAGUCCAGCCGGCAGUGUGUGAUGUCUCCCCCGGGUAAGGAUGAAUACCAGUAUAUCAGUUCAUACUUAGCUGGUGUGACGAAAGCAGACAAGUAUAGGAAGUUCUUGUGUUUCCAAAAAGAAGUUCUUGCAAAGCAAGAUCUCCUGAAGAAUGAUUUCACUGGGAGCAAGGCAGCGAUGUGCCAUGAAAAGAAGCUGGAACAGGAGCUCCAGAAAGUAUGCGUAUGCGACCCUCAACAGUUCAACAGACUGCAUGUCUUUAGAGAAGUCUUUGAAGAUAUUUGCAAUAGUUCCUUGAUAUUUGGUGAUAUCUUGAAAGAAGUUAAGGAAGAAUAUGAAUUCUACAUGGCAAUACUUCUGGAGUCCCAGCCCACAGCCCAGUAUGAGACUUUGCUGGCUCACUUCAAGGGGCUGGAGAGAAGGUCCGUGAAGACAGCGGACGUCAACCAGGCCAGGGAGGAGCUGAGGGCACUUGUGACGGCCGUCAAAGCAGCCCUGGAGCGUAAUGACAAACUCAGAAGUGAAUUAGAGAUGGAGCACACAUUGCUGGAAUCUGCUAAGGAAAAAUCAGAGUCAUCUGAGAAAAAUGUAACGGACGAGGAGCACCUUACUCUUAUUGAGAAAGUUGAAAAGAAGAGGUGUGAAAUACUUAAUAAAUGGGAUGAAAUUCAAGCUCUUGAAAGAGAAAUUAAAACAACUUUGGUUCAUACUGGAAUUUCACGUAUCACUGAGGAUAGGAUUAAAAGCAUAGAGACUGAAGCUAUAAAAUUGGAAACAGCAAAUAGAAUUUUAAGGAAGAAAAUACCUAUUAUUGAAAGCCAUGUGAGGCAGAGCAUGAAGAAGACUAAAAUGAGUGAGGAGGAGCAGUGGAAACUUUGGAAAUUUAUUAAAGAAUUUGUAAAAUUUAAAGAAACAGACAAUAACUCUCAAGUGAAUGGAAAAAUGACCUGUGAAAAUUCACAACCACCACGUACAUAGCAUGGAUGUUUGCAGAUGUACAAAUUAAUUAAGAUACAUUUCAUUUUGUCACUUUUAACCUUUAAUAAAAUUAGUGUGGUAUAUGUAUCCUACUCAAGAUAUUAAAAUAAAUACAUGUAUGCAUUUGA